Molecule: messenger RNA, 3377 nt
Organism: Acanthochromis polyacanthus (spiny chromis)
Lineage: Eukaryota; Metazoa; Chordata; Actinopteri; Pomacentridae
Product: tandem C2 domains nuclear protein
Exons: 12
Coding region: 125-1552 (475 amino acids)
Cellular component (GO): nucleus
Source: RefSeq, a predicted model, not a curated record
CGUAAAGAGAAGCACAAACCUCAGAUCAGCUCAUUUCUCUGCAGUCGGUCCUUUAAGAAGAAGCUGCGCCGCUGGAUGGUCAAAGUUCGGCGUUUAUCCACCGGAAUCAUCGCUGGCUGCAGCCAUGGAGUGCAUCAAAAACUGCUGCAAGAGCUUCAUGAAGAAGCGGGAGAAGGAGCAGGAGACCCAAGUGAUCGCUUUGAAGAUGCCUCCAGAUCAGGUGGAAACUUCAGCACUUACUGAGACGAGGACGGGAGUCACAGAAGAUUACCUCCUUUCCAAGCUGCCGCCGGACGGCCGAGAGGUUCCCUUUGUUCUGCCGACCUUCAGAGCUUCAUACAUCCAACCCAGAGGACCCCAGUACCCCAAUCUACAGUCCGGCCUGCAGAGUUCAGCUCGCACCACGUAUGCAGAGAGGAAGGCCGAGCUGCUGGGCACCGGUCACUUCACCUACAGCCCCGAGUCCAGCAUCCGACAGGGUCAGAUGACCGAGUACAUCUCCCCCGGAUCGGCCCGCCGGGACACACUGAGGAGCAAGAACUCCAGUCCUCAGAGCCCAGGGUGGACCCUGAAGCCGGGCGGCCAGCAGCGACUCAGCAGUUCCAUGUUUGAUCUGUCCAGCCCUCAGAGUCACAUGCAGCUGCAGCGCUUCGAUUCCUCGUCCAGCGUCUUCAGCGGCACUUCUUCUAUGAUGAGCUCCAUGGAAAGCAGCCUCGAAUCCAUCACCCUCUCCGGAGACGAGCGCGACCUGGGGAAGGUUUGCGUCCGGCUGAACUACCAGGAGGCUGUGGAGCAGGUGUGGAUCACCCUGGUUCGGUGUUCAGACCUCAACCUGCAUCCAGAUGGAGCAGAGCAACAAAGGAUUGGUUUCAAAGCGAUCAUCACCAUCCCCAAACCUAUCCAGUUCAAGAGCUCCGUCAAGGAAUACGCUCAGGAUGUGUCCUUCAUGGAGACCUUUGUGUUUGCGCUGCGACUCCACCAGUUGCGAGGCAGCGCUUUGGUGCUUCGGCUGCAGACGCACAACCCAAAGAAACGCACAGUGGCCGAGUGCGUCCUCUCACUGAGACAGCUCGACCUCCAGGAGACCGAACACUGGCUCGACCUCAACCCUCCGUCCAAAUCUUCGGUGUCCCACUCUGAGCUGCAUCUCACCACCUGCUUUCAGCCGGUCAACGGUCGCAUCCAGCUUCAGGUCCUCGCCGCCCAGAACCUCCCAGCAUCCUCCUCACCGCUCACACAAGCGUUUUUUGUCAAAGUGGAGAUGCAGCAGCUGGACCAGGUGGUGAUGAAGAAGAAGACUCGGGCGCUGAAGGCCUCAGGGGGUCAGUGUCAGUGGGCCGAGACGUUUCACUUCCUGUUAGCGUCUUUGGAGCACCCCUGUUCGAUGACGGUCAAACUCUACAGUCGCAGCUCGGUCAGGAGGAAACAGUGUCUCGGACAGGUCCAGCUGGGAUUCGACAGCCCCGUCCCUGAAGCCGUGGACCAGUGGAAAGACACGAUGGCUCAUCCAGAGAAAGUGGUUUCAGAGUGGCACAGACUGAGCUCUACCUGAACCAACUUCCUCUUCACACACUGCUGACGUAACGCUCUCGUGCUGCAGGUCCGGCUGAUUACUUUUCCAGUCGACCAUCAGCUCUGAUGGACUGUAAACUGCUGCUCUGAAUGAGCCGUGAGACACUUCAGGUGUUCAGUCAUCGCUUGUAAAUACAGUCGGGGGUUUCGAACAAAGCGUAGGUGCUGGAAAGGCUUUUUGCUGUUUAGACUAAAUGAGGGUUUUUUUUUUCUUAAAAAGUACUAAAGAACUUGCAAAAAACUAACUUAACUUAGCUGUAUAUGAUGCUGUGUUCUGUGUGUAUCACUACCGUUUGGUGAGAACUUUGUCACUCUGUUUCUGCUGGAGAGAAAGUUUACAAGCAGAAAAUAGUGGCCAUGAAGCCGAAUUUACUGUUUUAGAGACUUUGUGUUAUUAGUCUGUAAAUAAGAUGAGUUUUAAAGGAUAUAAAUGGUGGUGUUCUGUAUUUUUCUUCUUGAAAACAAACAUCUACAAGACUGUUUCUCACUAGUUUCUCACAGAUGCAAAUCUUUAACAAAAAAAAAGGUCACAAUCAUUUAGUUUAUUUACAAAAAAAAGACUAAUGAUGAAUGUCUUAAAACAGCUGGGCUUUGUAGUUUUUAGCAAACAUUACAUAAACUAAAGAAGCAAAUAGUUUAUUUGUGAAGACCAGUUUUUGGUGGAUUUAUACAUUUGUUCAGGUAACAUUUUCAUACAGAGUGUAAUUAUUCCAUCAUCUAAGAACUCUCUAAAAGAGGGACCUUUGCUGAUCUUUAUUUUGAAAAUCCUGGGGUUUUAUUUCAGUCUGGAUGGGCAGCUACUGUUUCCUUCUUGAUUGGCUCUUGGACUCUACUUGUUCCUCCCUGAUUCUUGUUCAGGGUUGCAGAUAUAAUUCCUUUCUGGGGCCGUUGUUUAUAUUUAUUUUUGAAAGAUUUAACCUGCAUUUAAUGUUUUUACAUGAUGCCAUUUUAACAUUUAUAUAUUUAAAUGUACAGCUGCUGAUUAAAGGAACAGCAAAGAGUGAUCUAAACAUCUACUGAAGUUUAACUUUCCAACCCAAUUUUUCCAGAUUUUAGUUGAGACAGCUCUGUACCAUUGUGGGUUUUUUGGUGUCUAAUCAAUAGAAAAUUGCUCGGUGACUCAUAGAUGUUAGCUUGAAAAACUACAACAUCCAUGUUCUUAAUAAUGUAGAAGGAUGCCGCAAGUGCAACAAAUAUGCUUUAAAGAUCUACUUCAGUCAAAGUGGUGUUUUUUAGAUGUAUCAUGAAACAAAGCACCGGCGAUUACACGAGUCUCAAAAACACAGAUUCACACUUCCUGGGUUUCAUACAUCACAAACCUACAGAACCAAUCCUGUCGACUUGUAAUAUGGGACUUUCUGUAUCAUUAUUCUUCUUUAGAAUCAGUUUCAACAUGUAUAUCUGAGUUACUCCAAUAUCACAACUUCCUAUUUUCAGUAGUUUUACUGUCUAAGCAGAGCUAUAUGUGAGCUGGUGUGCAGAGACUUCACAAGUCUGCACAUCUAAGCCAUUUUCAAGCAGGAAUGAACUAUUUUAGUGGAGGCAUUUGCGAUAAAUACGUAGCUUCAAUACGCAAAGAUGAGUUUUUAGGGGUUUAAUCAACGGAAAAGUACAAAAAGUCACUUUAUUUAUCUUUUAAUUCCCUGAAAGUUGAGCGACAAGGUUUUAUCUUUUUCUUUGUAUGACGUCAUGUUACUGAACAAUACAGCAGCUUCACGCUUUUGAUAAAAGCACUUUAAAAAAUUUUUUAAAAAUGUAUUUAAUGUUGAAAGUGUUCUGUGAUUAAAAGCAGGUUUUGUUUGCAA